This is a messenger RNA of Hyphopichia burtonii NRRL Y-1933, 1737 nucleotides long. It is a transcript of the gene RMS1, whose product is annotated as ribosomal lysine N-methyltransferase. NCBI's taxonomy places the organism in Eukaryota, Fungi, Ascomycota, Pichiomycetes, Serinales, Debaryomycetaceae. Bases 1 to 1737 code for a protein of 578 amino acids. The record is from RefSeq and is a predicted model, not a curated record. Gene Ontology annotation, cellular component: nucleus. Gene Ontology annotation, biological process: peptidyl-lysine monomethylation. Gene Ontology annotation, molecular function: protein binding; protein-lysine N-methyltransferase activity. The transcript has a single exon.
AUGAAUAAAUUUGAAAAAUUCACCGACAAUUUUUCUAAUUGGUUGAAGGAAAGAGGCAUCCAGAUUAACUCUAAGUUGAAGCUUGAAGAUUUACGUGAACAAAAUCAAGGUAGAGGUCUCGUUGCAGUUGAAGAUAUUAAGGAGGACCAGGUUCUUUUUUCAUUACCCAGGUCAGUAACCAUAUGUGUUGAUAACUGUACAUUAAUCAAGGAUAGACCUGAUUUGAAAGAAAAGUUAAUGAAAUUAAAUCACUGGGAUUCCUUAAUUAUAGUUUUAUUAUACGAAAUUAAGGUUGUUGGCGAAAAAAGCCCUUGGAUUGAUUAUUUCAAUAUUUUACCAAUAAAUGACGAGCAAAAUUAUGUAUUCAACCAACUUAUGUUUUGGUCUCCAGAAGAACUAAAACAUUUAUCUCCUUCGUUGAUUACUGAAAGAAUUGGUCGCGAUUUGGCUGAAGCUAUGUAUAGAAAAUUACACCCAAAAAUUGUCGUACAUGACUUCAAGAUAGAUCAAUUAGGGGAAGUUAGUUUGGAUGAGUACCAUAAGAUUGCUUCUUUGAUCAUGUCUUAUUCUUUUGAUGUUGAAAGACCUGAAUUUGUUGGAAAAUUUGACCAAGGUCAAGAUUCAGAUCUUGAUGAUUACGAAGACGAUGACGAUAACGAUGAUAAUGAUGAUGAUGAUAACACCAAUGAUAAUCCUGAGUCAAAUGGAAAGCCAGCUAGAGUAGUAUCUACCAAUGCAAAUGUAAGUGAUACAGAAGAAAAAGGGCUCUCAAAUAUUACCCUGUCCUCUGACAAAACCGAUGUUGGUACAUUUCCUUCAACUGAUGAUGAGGCUGAAGGUAACAUUUUUAAUGAUGGCUUUUUCAAAUCCAUGGUGCCCUUGGCAGAUAUGUUAAACGCUGAUACUACAAAGCAUAAUGCGUCCUUAUUCUAUACCAAACUGGAAUUGAUAAUGAAAAGUGUGAAACCAAUUAAAAAGGGCCAACAAGUGUAUAAUACUUACUCUGACCAUCCAAAUAGCGAAAUUUUGAGAAGAUACGGUUAUGUUGAAAUUCGUGGUUCCAAGUAUGACUUCGGUGAAAUUCCUUUACCUUUAAUCAAAAAGUUUUUCAUCGAAACUCAAAGUAUGUCACCUAGCUUGGUUGAUGAAGUUUUAUCUAUCAUGAAUCAAAUUGUACAUGAGGAUGAAGAAGAUGAAAUGGUUGAUAUAGUGUUGGACUCCUACGAUUGUUUCAAAACUGGUGAGGUAAUCAUUGAAUUAAUUUUUGUAAUUCAAGUAUUGACGAUUAUUUCCGCUUUGAACUUAUUGAAAUCAAUGGAACACUUAAAAUACGAAUCAAAGUUUGCUUUUGUUAAUAGAAUUUUGAAAAAAUGCUACCAAUUAAUUGAGUCCAAAAAAUUAACAAAGAUCUUUUUGUCCAAUUAUAAAAAGAUUUUGGGUUUAAGAAUUGCUCAAUAUCCUGAAAUUGCUACUAUUUCCUUUAAUGAUAACAUGAUGUUAAAUAGGAAAAAAAUGGCUGGUGUCGUCUUGAAAUCUGAAUACCAAUCUUUGGUUAAUUGUUUGAAUAUUGACAUGGCCUUCAAUACUGAUAAUGGUCCUUAUAAAUUCAUUGAAGAUGACAAAUUGAUAAAAAACAUCGUGAAAAAGAGUUUUCUUAAUGAUUCGCCUUCCACUGAUGAAGACAUAUUAUCUUUAACUUCUGGUGAACCAUCGAAUAAGAAACAAAAAACUGAAUAG